CAUUACUUCCAACCGACGUCACUCUUCGCAAAUUCUCUGGAAUUGAACCUACUUUAAAUUUGUUGAAAUUUCGGUCACACCAUCUGUUUCAUCUAAGCAGGUGCUUGAAAGGCUUCGGGUGCCUCCCCCUCCCGCCUUCCGUCAUGUCUUCCAUUUUUGAGAUUAGAGAGCACACGAUAGAGUGUCAGCACAUUAGACAGUAUGCAAGAGCUACUGCGACAUCGCAAGAAGAAGUUUUACAUCUAGCGGUCAAGCAGUACAUCCCUUUAGACAACCAGAACCCAAAGGAAGGGGACAUUACAAUUAUUGGAGCCUGUGCAAAUGGAUUUCCGAAGGAAUUGUAUGAGCCAUUGUGGGAAGACCUAUAUGCACGCUCAAAGAGCAAUGGCUUCAGGAUACGAGGUAUCUGGAUAGCAGAUACUGCAAUGCAAGCAGCCAGCGGCAUCCUGAAUGAACAGCUUCUAGGAAAUGACCCCGCAUGGACCGACCAUGUUCGAGAUCUUCUCCACAUGACCAACGUUUUCCGCUCCCAAAUGCCCAUGCCAAUAGUAGGCAUCGGCCACUCCUACGGGGCCAACAUCCUGUGCAACCUUGCUCUCAUCCACCCACGGCUCCUUUCAACCCUAGUUCUCUUAGAUCCUGUAGUUCAGCAACACGCUUCCGCACCGAGUGGACCAAGCCCAGCACAGGCCUCCACCUACCGCCGCGAUUUCUGGCCCUCCCGCGCAGAAGCCGAAGCCUCCUUCCGCAAGUCAAAGUUCUACCAAACCUGGGAUCCAAGAGUGCUGGAUCGAUGGUGCAAAUACGGUAUCAGAGAAACCCCAACGCCUCUGUAUCCCUAUGAGAAAGGAGUAACCCUCUCGACGACUAAGUAUCAAGAAUGUUUCACGUUUCUCAGACCUAGUUGGGAUGCGAUGAGCGAAGAUGGCAAGACGAUUGUGAAGCGGGAAUUGGUGCCUGACAUGGCUCCUAAUUCUCUUGUCAAAUUCCCAUUUUACAGGCCGGAACCACCAACUACGUUGGAGAGAAUCGGAGAGUUGAGACCGAGUGUGCUUUAUGUGUUUGGUUCUCUUAGUGAUAUGUCAAGUCCCGAUUCGUGCAAGUAUAAGGUAAAUACUACAGGAACUGGGACUGGAGGAAGUGGUGGGGCAAAGGACGGAAAGGUUGAGGGUGUGAUGCUGGAGGGCAUCGGGCAUUUGGUUGCAAUGGAGGCGAGUGAGAAAUGCGCUGAUGCUGCGGCGGCGUGGUUAGGAAAGGAGGUGAAGAAGCUUGACAAGGAGAGGCAGGAGUAUAUUGAGUGGACGAAGCAGAGUUUUGAGGCGAAGACCACUUUUUCAGAGGAGUGGAAGAGGCGAAUUGGACCUCCGCUGAAGCCGAUUCCAAAGAGCAAAAUCUAGAAAGGAUCACAGGAGAGUGUAUAUGCAAUAGAAGAAGAAAUUGGACAAUCUUCAUUGGAUUUCAUGUUCGCUUUCCCCAGAUACUCCAAACCGCUCAAUGUCCU
Molecule: messenger RNA, 1501 nt
Organism: Hyaloscypha bicolor E
Lineage: Eukaryota; Fungi; Ascomycota; Leotiomycetes; Helotiales; Hyaloscyphaceae
Product: prolyl aminopeptidase-like protein
Exons: 3
Coding region: 144-1397 (417 amino acids)
Source: RefSeq, a predicted model, not a curated record